This is a messenger RNA of Syngnathus typhle (broad-nosed pipefish), 3781 nucleotides long. Its product is annotated as solute carrier family 2, facilitated glucose transporter member 1-like. Bases 220 to 1791 code for a protein of 523 amino acids. NCBI's taxonomy places the organism in Eukaryota, Metazoa, Chordata, Actinopteri, Syngnathiformes, Syngnathidae. Gene Ontology annotation, biological process: monosaccharide transmembrane transport; response to insulin. The transcript has 11 exons. The record is from RefSeq and is a predicted model, not a curated record. Gene Ontology annotation, cellular component: basolateral plasma membrane; apical plasma membrane. Gene Ontology annotation, molecular function: hexose transmembrane transporter activity.
CGUCACGACAUCUUUCCCUCCCAGUUUUCUCAUAUAGCACGAAAUAAAGCAAACGAAUGACUAAGAACUAAAGCUUCCGUGGACGUGCUGCGCCUCACGAAGUGGAGACCAACAAAGCUUUGUGAACGCUCAGCAGUCAGCGCAGACGGGCGGCUUGGAAAGCAAAGACCACCUGAGGAUUGGCGGCGUCUACACGUUUUGCUCCACUUCAGACUAACAAUGGAAGGACAGCAGGGCAAGCAGGUGACCGGCUACCUCCUGUUCUCGCUGACAACGGCCGUCAUCGGGUCGCUGCAAUUCGGCUUCAACACAGGCGUCAUUAACGCACCAGAGCAGAAACUGCGGGCGUUCUUCAAUGACACGUGGAUGGAGCGUUACAACAAGCCCAUCAGCGCCGACAUCUGCACGGUGGUGUGGAGCGUCACCGUGGCCAUCUUCAGCGUGGGUGGCAUGGUGGGAUCAUUCAGCGUGGGCGUCAUGGCCAACCGCUUUGGCAGGAAGCGCUCCAUGCUGCUGGUCAACAUUCUGGCGGUGAUCGGCGGGCUGCUGAUGGGCGCCUCCACCUUGUGCUCGUCCUAUGAGAUGGUGAUUGCUGGCCGGCUGGUCAUUGGCCUCUUCUGCGGGUUCUUCACGGGCCUGACGCCCAUGUACGUGGGCGAGGUGUCGCCCACGCAGCUCAGGGGCGCCUUUGGCACCCUGCACCAACUCGGCGUGGUGGUCGGCAUCCUCGUCGCUCAGAUUUUGGGCCUGGAGUCGCUGCUGGGCUCGUCGCGCCUCUGGCCGCUGCUGCUGGCGCUGACUGUGGUGCCAGCCGUGCUGCAGAGCAUCCUGCUGCCCUUCUGCCCCGAGAGCCCCCGAUUCCUCCUCAUCAACCUGAAGCGGGAGGAGCAGGCGCGUAAAGAGCUGGUGCGUCUGCGCGGCAGCGAGGACGUGAGCAGCGACUUGCAGGAGAUGAAGGAGGAGAGCAACAAGAUGGCGCUGGAGAAGAAGGUGACCAUCCCGGAGCUCUUCCGCUGCCCGACCUACCGCCAGCCGCUGCUUGUCGCCGUCAUGCUGCAGCUGUCGCAGCAGCUGUCCGGCAUCAACGCCGUGUUCUACUACUCGACGGGCAUCUUCAGCUCGGCCGGCGUCAGCCAGCCCAUCUACGCCACCAUCGGCGCCGGCAUUGUCAACACAGUCUUCACUGUCGUCUCGCUGUUCCUGGUGGAGAAGGCAGGGCGCAGGUCACUGCACCUGCUGGGCUUGGGCGGCAUGGCGCUGGCAGCGCUGCUCAUGACUGUCUCGCUGCUGCUGAAGCAGGUGGCGGGCAUGAGCUACGUGGCCAUCCUGGCCGUCAUGGUGUUCGUGGCCAUGUUCGAGUUGGGGCCGGGCCCCAUCCCCUGGUUCAUCGUGGCUGAGCUCUUCUCUCAGGGACCGCGGCCCGCCGCUAUGGCCGUGGCCGGAUGCUGCAACUGGACCUCCAACUUCCUCGUCGGCAUCAGCUUCCCCAAACUGGAGGAAUUGUGCGGACCGUGGGUCUUCCUGAUCUUCAUGGCCUUCCUGGUUCUCUUCUUCAUCUUCACCUUCUUCAAAGUCCCGGAGACCAAAGGCAAAACCUUUGAUGAGAUCUCCCGUGCCUUCGGCACGGGCGCCGCCCCUGCCUCGUCCCUGCCGGCCCCCCACUCGCACCAACCCGAGGGCCAGGAAGAAAAGGCCAAGGAGAAGCUCUCCCUGGUGGAGGCGGGCACCGUCGACAACAACGGCGAGAUGGCGCCCCUCCGGGAGGACUCGGUUGUGGUGGAGGGUGUUUAGACGUCACUGACGGUAGACCGCCGCGAGCCGCCUCCGUAAUGUCCUUGUUUCCUUUUGCCUAUUUCGUUCAAUCGAUAUUCCGCCGCCAAAUUGGUUGUCACGAUUGGUCAACGUUAAGACUUGGCCAAAGGGCGUGGCCGUCUCCUUUGGGUAUUGUGUGUGUGCGCGACCUCUUUGUUGUCUUUGUGCAUACCAGCUGUAGCCGGCCGGGUUGGGCAAAAACUAAACGAUCCACGCAAAAUUGGUGAAUUCUAAAAAUAUAUUUCAUUAAAUAAUUUGUUGAUUGGAAGCAAUUUGAAUUAAAAAAAUAAUUGCAUAAUUGGAAAUAAUUAAAAACAUGACCUUUCAUUUGUAACUUUAAUCGGAUCAUUUUAAAUUGUAUCAAUAAUGGAUUGGCCAGUAGUCAGAUCAAUUUAAAACACAAACACUGACUAAUUAUUUAAAAACAAAAAACAACUUCUAUUUAUUUAUUAAUUUUAAUGAUAGAAGAAUUCAUAUUGAUGAAAUGACCUCAAUCCCAAACGUCUUGUCAAAAGCCAUCUUUCGCCUUCUAUGCUAAUACUAAGCUUAACAAUAAUUAUUAUAAUAGAUUUUAUUUGUCACACACUUUACAUUCCAUAGGAAUCUCAAAGCCUAUGAGCUUUCUGCUGCUGUUACCAUGGCAACCACCCACUUGGACAGGAUUGCUCAUCCUUUGCGAAGGCUUUUGGGAAUUGUAGAUCUUUAACGUCUGCACCCUCUAUGGUAUUUUUGUUUAUUCAUUUUUUAGUACCUCUGUCAGGCCUUAUUGUUUCAUUAUUUUUAUUUAGUCAACAAUAGCACGCUUUUUGUCCUUUUUGGUUUUCCCAACCUUGAUAAUGGUUACAACUCCAAAAUUUUACGUUCCCCUAAAAACUAUUUUUUAUACCACCAGAUGAGAAGUAUAUAUCAGAAUAUAUUGAAGAGAGAACUAUUUAUGUUUUCUGCCAGCCAAUGAAGGGAAACAUCAGCAGCGUGCAAUAUGAUGGAGUACGUAGCAAAAGUUGAACGGGCACAUCUUCCAAACUGAAUAAUUGAAGCAGCGGUCACAUAUUUUGUCUGGUUGAGCACUUUAGAAGAACCAAAAAAGCAAACAAACAAAAAACAAAACGGUGGAUAAAGUGUGCAAUCUACUGUGGUAAGAUUUUGAGAGCCUGCAAAGUGAAUUCCGCCGUUUGGUCUUUGUUACGUUUUAAAACUUUCCUUUUUCUCCUCUUUGCAACAACAGCUAUGUGCCAAUGAAACCAUGCACUCAAAUGUCUUGAAAAUCACUUAACAGAAUUUUAUUUUGGGUGAGAAGUCAAAUUUGUUUUGGUUUUCGAGCACGUUUGAGAAAGUUUUCCCUCCGCAUAUGAACGAUUUAACCACAUUGUGCUUAGAUAUAUACAUAUACAUAUAUUUAGGAACGUAGACAUGACUUAAAUAGUAUUUCAAUUCAAAUCCGUGGAACAUAAAAGGUUAAGAGCCAAUGCAAAUGUAGCGUACAAGAAAAGGCGAAAUGAAGUGUACUUGGACUCUUAAUUCUUUUGUUUACCACUAGAGUCACAACCACAGGUUUUGGGAAUUGUAUCUUGAGGUGAAUUGAAGUCAAAACAUUACGUGUUGUCUUCCGCCGCGUGUGUGUCCGAAUUGCUGUGACAACGUUGUGUGUUGUUGCUUGCGUGACGCAAAUGAUUUUGUGGUCGUUUUUAAUCACCGCCACUGCACUUGGAAUAUUUAUGAAUUUGUGUUGUUGUGAGGUGACGUGCGCUCAAAUCACAAUCGCCGCUGCUGCUUUGUGACCAUGCUAAGGUCCUCUGGGGACAUGUUGCGCGUGCGCUCGGAUCAACGACUUGUGUUUGUUGAGUGUGCUUCACUUGUGUUGUUAUGGAAUAAAGCCUGUCCACAAUGUCAAGAAACAUACCACAAGCAGUUUUUUUUAUCCCUUGUUCGAAACGUAAGAUUUUUAAAAUCAUGUAUCACGUCUUUUUAU